GUUACUUUACCGUUUAGUCAUAGUGAUGCACUGAUGCUUGUAAGUGAAAGUGAGAUCCCAGAUAAUCAAAGAAGAGCGUAACUCUCUCCAAUGGCGGAACGAGUCUAUCCCACCGAUUCACCACCAGAAAGCGGACAAUUCUCCGGCAACUUCAGCUCCGGCGAAUUUCCAAGAAAACCAACACCACCACCAGCAACAUACGUAAUCCAAGUCCCAAAAGAUCAGAUCUACCGUAUCCCACCACCGGAAAACGCACACCGCCUUCAACAACUCUCUCGUAAAAAAACCAAUCGCAGUACCUGUAGAUGCUGUUUCUGCUCAUUCCUGGCAACGAUAUUCAUCUUAAUCGUCCUCGCCGGAAUAUCCUUGGCGAUUCUCUACCUAAUCUACCGUCCCGAAGCUCCAAAAUACUCUAUCGAAGGAUUCACAGUUUCCGGUAUCAAUCUGAAUUCAUCAUCUCCGAUUUCGCCGAAUUUUAACGUUACCGUUAGAUCACGUAACGGUAACGGUAAAAUCGGGGUUUAUUACGAGAAAGAAAGCUCUGUGGAUGUUUAUUACAACGACGUUGAUCUAUGUAACGGUGUUAUGCCGGUGUUUUAUCAGCCGGCGAAGAAUGUAACGGUCGUUAGGUUGGCGUUAAGUGGGUCUAAAAUACAGUUGACUAGUGGUAUGAGGAAGGAGAUGCGUAAUGAGGUGAGUAAGAAAACGUUGCCGUUUAAGUUGAAGAUUAAAGCUCCGGUGAAGAUUAAGGUUGGUUCUGUUAAAACGUGGACUAUGAUCCUUAAUGUUGAGUGUGAUGUAACGGUAGAUAAAUUGACGGCGCCGUCGAGGAUUGUGUCGAGAAAAUGCAGUCAUGACUUCGAUCUUUGAGGACGGGAGAAAACAGGGGAUCCUAUCAUGGACAUGCCUUGUCUUGAAGUCAUAGUCAAGUCAGAUCUCAUGUUGCUCGAGAACCAACUUCCGUACUUCAUCCUCGAGAAACUCUUCAAACCAAUAUUCCCAAGAAUCCAGGAAUUAAUUAUCGAGUACUUCAAAUUCGAAGGUAAAAUUGGAAAUGAAUCCAAAUUUAGACAUUUCACUGAUCUGUUCAGGUGUGUUCGCGUUGAAACACUUCAAGAGCUUCCUCCAAUGGAAUUCAACCAAAUAGAACAUAUGUAUAACGCGGUUAAGCUACAUAGUGGGGGAUUAAAAUUCGAGGCCGUAGAAAACGAGUACUCGUUGUAUGCAAGAUUCGAGAAUGGUUGUUUGAAGAUGCCUUCUCUCGCGGUUGAUGACAAUGAAGAAACCAAAUUGAGAAACAUAAUGGCGCUUGAACAAUGCCAUUACCCUCGCAACCCACAUGUCUGUAACUACAUCAUUUUCCUAGAUUACCUCAUCGACACCGAGAAAGACGUCGACUUGCUUGUAGAGAAAGGCAUAAUAAGAAACUUGAUUGGGCAACACAGUUUGGUAGCGGAAAUGGUGAAUACGCUCUGUACGGGUAUCAUCAAUAUUGGCUCUUACAGCUCGGACAUAUCGAUUCAAGUCAACGCUUACUAUUCAAGCCCAUUCAAUAGGGCACGCGCCAUCCUGAAUAGAGUUUAUUUUGGCAACAUGUGGAUAGGGACGGCCACAGUCGCCGCCACGCUUCUAUUGUUGAUGACUCUCGUCCAAACGGUGGCUUCAAUCAUUCAGGUGAAACAGAAAUGAUUUUAGACACGCCCUUGCAUUUCUCUCCAUUUUUUUCCGAUUUAGAAACUUUAUCGUUCGUCCGCCAGAUGAUUUGGGUUUCCGUCUUGUCACUUUACCUUUUGUGAUUUCUUAAAAUAAAAUAAAUAUUACAAA
Arabidopsis arenosa is the source of this 1824-nucleotide messenger RNA. Lineage: Eukaryota; Viridiplantae; Streptophyta; Magnoliopsida; Brassicales; Brassicaceae. The record is from the annotation of a GenBank genome assembly.